CAAAAUAAACGUUCCGAUCACAUUUGUCACAUUUGGGUACAGCUGGUAAAAUCAACGUGGACGCGUGUCAGUUUUUAUUAAUAAUAAGCAGUCGUGCAUUUAAUCAGUAAUAAAUCAUCCAAAGCGUGAUUCUGCAGUGGUGAUAGCCCGUUAGUCUAAAAGCUGGAUGAAUUGGGGAGAUGGAGACCGACUCCGACUCCGACUCGUCAGACAGCCGCACUUAUGCGGCGCGGUGGCCGCGGAAACGCCGCCGAGCAGCCAAGUCGCCCCUGAGGCAGUGUGUACGAAGUUUGGCCGCGUUUAUGUUCGGCUUGUUUCUGGCUUCGGUAUACGGAUGUAUCACGUUUUUCCUGCAACAUUACGGGUUCUGGUUCUGCCUGUGCAGUACAGUAACCAUCGCCGCCCUCUGCGCCUUCGGCAUGGGCCUCUUCGUCCGUGCACGCGUCGUCGUGUGGCUUGUGCUGCCCGCGCUGUGUUGUUCCCAUGGGAAGAACUUGCUUCUGUUCCUGAUCUUCUCCAUGGUGACCCGGGGACCCCUGGCCAACACGCUGGAGAAUUUUAACCGUGCAGCGCGAAGCGUGGCCUGUGGGAUUGAACUGGCAAAGAACCAGAGCAGGCAGCUGGUGGAGCGGGCUUCGGCACCGCUGCGGCCCGUGCUGGGUAAGAUAAAGCAGAUUACGAAGAACGCCUAUGCCGUGGCGGGGAGGGUGCAGAGCUUAAUAAGCUCCUUGACAGACUCCGUCAGCCACAUUGCUCGUAUGCUGAGGAACGUCCUAUACUUCCUGGUCAGAAUCGGCGACGUGUGUGAGGACAAGCUGGGCUCACCCUAUAGGAAGUGCGUGAAGGCCUUUAAUGAUGCUCAGAGAAACUGCACUGAACUUCUGGACGCAGCAUCCGGCAUCUGUGACGUAGUGUCUGGCAUGCAGGAUCUGUGCAACCUCACAAAAGUUACCCUGGUGUUUUGUGUUGUCCCCACAUAUGUUAUGACCCAAAUGAAGACCAAGCUGGCUGAUCCCACUGUGGCAGCCCUCGAGAAAAUGAAGCGGCAGUUUGAGUUCGAAAUCUCCGUCUCUGCGCACCUUGACAUGCACGUGAACAGCAGCCGCUCGGCGCAGCAGGUGUCUCAGGAGAUCAUGGAAGAAGUUACUGUUGAGGUUUCCUUCUGGCGGAACAACAUGAAUCUGUUUGCAUACAUGGGGCUCGUCUUCCUGGGGCUCACGUGCUUUCAAGCUGUCUUGUAUAAAAGGAAGUACCUUCACCAGGAUGACUUCGAUAACGUCUAUAUCACGGAGAAAUUUGUGACGAUGGACCUCAGGAGGUCCGAAGACGGCAGGAGCUCGUUACUACCAUUGACCCGGAGAGAGGCCCUCAUCUACAUCAGACCUUGUUCCCUGUAUCUCACAGAAGAAGAGAGACGUGCCACAGCGCUCAACACCAUGUCCGUUCUUAGGCAUAUGGCUGUCGGAGGUCUACUGGUGGCUCUGGACCUGGUGGUCUUUUGGAUGUUUGAUACCGUGUACCAGUUGGCUCAGCGCGAAAUCUUUGUCAAGGCUCCUGUCAUGGUGGCGGUGAACAUGAAUGGAUCAAGCUAUGCCUCAGAUAUGUUCAAGGAUAUUGUGGCGGCAUUUGACGUUCUGCAGAAAGGCAACAUCACCGUCCUUAGCAAGAAAUGCCUGAUAGCGCCAUCAGAGACAAACUACUAUGGGUACAUGUUUAUAGGGCUCCUUUAUGGCUUUUCGCUCUUCAUUGUGGUUGCUGGUAGCUACAUCAAGCGUCUCCGGAGGUUUGUGUGUGCGAGCUACUACCCCAAAAGGGAACGGGAGAGAGUCCAGUUCCUGUACAACCACAUUCUCAGCCAACGGGCAUCCCUCCAGAAGGUACUGCUAAGGUUUGUGGCCAGGAGAAGGGCAGAUGGAGAACCCAGCAGCCUAAUCAGGUCAAUAGCAGCCUACAUCCCUGGAGGGUCCUUCUUAGCACACUGCUUUGGGGCCCCUAUGGUUUGCUGCAUGGCCUGUGGGAAAGAGGCAAAGAUGAGGGAUGACCCAACUAUGUUUGCCUGCUCUACUCCGAAAUGCACAGGCCUGCUGUGUCUCCAGUGCCAUCACAGCCUGGGCAAAAUCUGCCCCGUAUGCAUGGGGCCUUUGAUCUUUCAGGAAGACUCUGAGGAAGAGAUAGACUCCAGCGAUGACCAGCAAGUUGGCCUGUGGACAGCCGCCUUGACGUCAAUGUCGCAUCAUGGCCAUGGGAAGGACACAAGGCAGCUGCUGAAGCUGAGGAUUAGAGAGGCCUUGAGGAGGAAGCCGGCUGCUGCUGGAGCCGAAUACUCAGGAAGAGACAGUGACACUAACAGUGACAUCAGUGUCCAGAGCAGCACCAGCGGGCCGGACAUGGCCUACCAGGAGCAGGUUAUCCGGGACGACUCUGAGUCCAGUGACCACGAUCUGGAGCCCUUCCUAGCUGCUUGUGUGCGCCGCGAGGACAAGACACAGGCUGUGUUCACCGAUUCCUCCAGCUCCCAUGAUGAUGACAUGUUCUCCAAAAAUGCACAUCUGCAUGAGGUCAUGGUGCACAGCUCUCUGAUGCCGAAGCCCUCAGGACAAACACAGGAGGUCCCAGAUACACUUAAGUUGCAGGACUUACCAACAGAUGAGCAAACCCCAAGUAAUAUGUAACACUUUUGUGGUAAUAUGUAACUUUGAAAACAAUAAUGUAACACUGUCAGGUAUUAAUAUAUAUCACUUUUAAGGCAGUAAUAUAUAGGUACACUUGAUUAUUUCACAAUUUUUACUGCUGAAUAUGAUUGUUGUUUUAGCCAGUCCAAAGUGCUUUCUUAGAGCUGGAACUGAAGCCAUUAUAAAACUAAGAGUUCAUAUUAUCAUACGUAAUGAUAAACUGUAAUAAAAAUGGCAGAGCUGUUUACUGGCA
Paramormyrops kingsleyae is the source of this 2925-nucleotide messenger RNA. RefSeq names its product DC-STAMP domain containing 2 (gene dcst2). The record is from RefSeq and is a predicted model, not a curated record. Gene Ontology annotation, cellular component: membrane. NCBI's taxonomy places the organism in Eukaryota, Metazoa, Chordata, Actinopteri, Osteoglossiformes, Mormyridae.